AUGGAGAAAGAGGAAUGGGACAACCGGACAUCACCAGUGGAGUUCCUCCUGCUGGGACUGAGUAAUGUCCCCAAGCUUCAGAUGCCUCUCUUUCUCCUCUCUCUCAUGAUCUACAUGGUGACCGUGUUUGGCAACAUCCUCAUUGUUGUGCUGGUGGUGGCAGAUCGGCAUCUUCACACUCCCAUGUACGUCUUCCUGGGGAAUUUCUCCAGUGUGGAAAUCUGCUAUACCUCCACUAUCCUGCCCAGGCUGCUGGCCAACUUCCUAACCAGGGACAGAAGCAUUUCUGCUCAAGGCUGCAUGACACAGUUCUUUUUCUUUGGCUGUUUUGCAGGUACUGAGUGUUAUCUUCUGGCCACCAUGUCCUAUGAUCGGUACUUGGCCAUAUGUCAACCCCUGCUCUAUGCAAGCUUCAUGAACUGGAAGGUCUGCCUCCAGCUGGCGGCUGGGUCCUGGCUAGCAGGAUUACUAAUGUCUACCAUAGUCACUGGACAAUUUUCCAAGUUACAGUUCUGUGGUCCCAAUGCAAUUGAUCACUUCUUCUGUGAUUUUGCCCCAUUGCUAGAGCUUGCCUGCAGUGACACCACGGUGCUUAGACUGGUUACUUUCAUCAUCUGCUUCCUGGAUGUAGUCUUCCCAUUUGUAUUCACAUUGCUAUCCUAUAUCUGCAUCAUAGCUGUGAUCCUGAGGAUCCCAACCACCAUGGGUAGGCAGAAGGCCUUCUCCACCUGCUCCUGUCACCUCAUUGUGGUCACUGUUUUCUAUGGUACCCUCAUCGUUGUCUAUAUGAUACCCAGGACAGCCUCACUGAGGCAGCUCAAUAAAGCGCUCUCCUUUUUCUACACCAUCCUCACACCCAUGGUCAAUCCACUCCUCUACAGCCUGCGGAACAGGGAGGUCAAGGGCGCUCUAGGAAAUGCACUCAGAAAAAACUGUGGUCUGCAUCGAGCGCUCAUACUAGUUGAGAUCCACCAGGAAUAA
Gymnogyps californianus (California condor) is the source of this 981-nucleotide messenger RNA. Its product is annotated as olfactory receptor 1020-like. Bases 1 to 981 code for a protein of 326 amino acids. Gene Ontology annotation, biological process: G protein-coupled receptor signaling pathway. Gene Ontology annotation, molecular function: G protein-coupled receptor activity; olfactory receptor activity. The transcript has a single exon. Gene Ontology annotation, cellular component: membrane. The record is from RefSeq and is a predicted model, not a curated record. Lineage: Eukaryota; Metazoa; Chordata; Aves; Accipitriformes; Cathartidae.